AUGGGAUCGCCGCGUUCUGACGAUGGCCGACGAGAGGCGAAGGCGACCAGGUGGUGCGCGGUGACCGGCGGCCGGGGAUUCAUGGCCAGGCACCUGGUGGCCGCGUUGCUCCGUUCCGGUUGGCAUGUUCGGGUUACCGACCUCGCACCCUCCUUGGUGCUCGGCCCCGGCGAGACGGAGGACCUCCUCCGGGAUGCCCUCGGCGACGGCCGAGCCGUCUAUGCCUCCGUGGAUGUCUGCAACUUCGAGCAGCUUACUACAGCUUUUGAAGGGGUAGAUGUUGUUUUCCACACAGCUACCGCGGAUCCUAUCAAGAACAACUUGCCACUUCACUACAAGGUCAAUGUCGAGGGAACAAAGAGUGUGAUUGAUGCUUGUAAGAUCUGCAAGGUGAAAAGGCUUAUACACACCAGUUCUAGUGGUGUUGUGUUUGACGGUGUUCAUGGACUUUUUGAUGUAAAUGAGUCAUUGCCAUACCCAGAUAAGUUUCCUGAUGCAUAUACACAAACAAAGGCAGAAGCAGAGAAGUUAGUCAUCAAGGCCAAUGACAUUAAUGACCUUCUAACUUGUUGCUUACGUCCUGGUAGCAUAUUUGGCCCAGGUGACAUGGUGAUGCCAACUUUAGAUAGUUAUGGAAGGACAAAUUUUAUUAUUGGCGAUGGGAAGAAUUGUGAUGAUUUUGUGUACGUUGAAAAUGUGGUAUAUGGUCACAUAUGUGCUGAUACGACUCUUUCUACUAUAGAGGGUGCAAAAACCAGUGGUGGAAAAGCCUACUUUAUAACUAAUAUGGAGCCAAUCAAUUUGUGGGACUUUCUACAUAUGGUUCAAGAAGAACUUGGACAUAAAAGACUGUUCACGAUAAGGAUACCUUUGUCUCUCAUGAAGCUAGUAAGCUAUUUGGUUGAGUGGGCAUACAUGAUUCUACAUCGUUAUGGAAUAUGCCAAACUCAAAGGGUAACACCAGCAAGGAUUAAGUAUAUGACACUUAACAGAACAUUUAGUUGUAACAGAGCUGUUGAAGAACUUGGCUACAAACCUACUGUGACACUCAUGGAUGGUCUAAAGAUAGCAGUUAACUCAUAUAUUCAGUCCAAAAAUAUGAAUUUAUCUUAA
Sorghum bicolor (sorghum) is the source of this 1113-nucleotide messenger RNA. Its product is annotated as 3beta-hydroxysteroid-dehydrogenase/decarboxylase. Bases 1 to 1113 code for a protein of 370 amino acids. The record is from RefSeq and is a predicted model, not a curated record. NCBI's taxonomy places the organism in Eukaryota, Viridiplantae, Streptophyta, Magnoliopsida, Poales, Poaceae. Gene Ontology annotation, biological process: steroid biosynthetic process. The transcript is spliced from 8 exons. Gene Ontology annotation, molecular function: 3-beta-hydroxy-Delta5-steroid dehydrogenase (NAD+) activity.